AUGAAAGUCACAGGAAUCUGGGUCUACCCUAUCAAGGGACUUCGCGGCAUCCCGCUCCACAACGCUCGCCUUGGCCCUUCGGGAGUGCAGCAUGAUAGACGGUUCAUGCUUUUCAAGGUCAAAGAGAAUGGGGAUUUGCAGAAGCUGCAGCUUGAUAGGUUUCCCGCCUGCAGCCGCUUCAUCCCGGAGAUUGUAGGCGAUGAGAUACAUGUUCGAUAUAUGCCUCCAGAGGUGCCGCUGGUGCCAGAAUGCCUGGAACAGAGUGUUGUUCUUCGCGUGCCCCUGUAUCCUGACUUAUCGAGGCUUGACAAGCAAGUGAUCAACCUUCAUCAGGCACUGGUUAACGCUUACCGUAUGGGAGAUCAUUUUGACAAGUGGUUUACUGCUUGCUUCGGUUUCGAAACCAUCUUCUUCUACAUUGGCGACGAGCGUCGUCCAGUGCUAGGAACCAACUCACCUAGAAGCCAACCACUGGUUACUGCUGCGCCUCCUACCCAAGGCUGGCUCCCCUAUCUGUACAGCUACAUAUGGGGCGGAUACGACUACGUAUGGGGUGGACGAGAUCAACACCAAGCCGAGCCAAAGCCCGAGCCAGACUGGCUGGCCUUUGCCGACAUGGCCGCCUAUCUCGUCGUGACCGAGAAGUCGCUCCGCAACGUCAACGCGCGCUUCUCCAACACCAAUAACGCCGUGGAUAUUGUAAAGUUCCGUCCCAACAUCGUGGUAGAUGGCGAGGUCGACUUCGACGAGGACUUUUGGGCCGAGCUGUCCAUCAGCGGCCGUCCCGUCCUCGCCCUGACCAAGCUGUGCGACCGAUGCACCUCCCUCAACGUGGACUACGACACGGGGCGCUUUGGCGAGGGAGAAAAGGGCACGCUGCUCAAGAAGCUGAUGGCUGAUCGACGGGUCGACAUUGGCGCUAAAUGGGAGCCCGUCUUUGGUAAAUACGCCUUUUUGGUGGACGGCCUGGAUGGCGCUGACGUUUCGGUCGGAGACGAGGUGGCUGUGACGAAGAGGACGGCUGAGAGACCGGCGGCUGACUGGGCGUACGCGGAUAAGACGAUUGCCCGCUUCUACCGUUAUUCGUGA
Trichoderma gamsii is the source of this 1089-nucleotide messenger RNA. RefSeq lists its product as hypothetical. The transcript has 2 exons. The coding region runs from base 1 to 1089 and encodes 362 amino acids. The record is from RefSeq and is a predicted model, not a curated record. Gene Ontology annotation, molecular function: catalytic activity; molybdenum ion binding; pyridoxal phosphate binding. Lineage: Eukaryota; Fungi; Ascomycota; Sordariomycetes; Hypocreales; Hypocreaceae.